Messenger RNA from Paramormyrops kingsleyae, 7157 nucleotides. It is a transcript of the gene chd5, whose product is annotated as chromodomain helicase DNA binding protein 5. NCBI's taxonomy places the organism in Eukaryota, Metazoa, Chordata, Actinopteri, Osteoglossiformes, Mormyridae. The record is from RefSeq and is a predicted model, not a curated record. Gene Ontology annotation, cellular component: NuRD complex; chromatin; nucleus. Gene Ontology annotation, biological process: chromatin remodeling. Gene Ontology annotation, molecular function: chromatin binding; DNA binding; ATP-dependent chromatin remodeler activity.
AUGUUGUUCAGCGCACAAACGGUUAAAUAUUCCCCCAACGCCGAUACUUCUGCGUUUGCUGAAGAUGCCGCGUCCGCCUCACACCUGUAUCUUUAAAACUCUUGUCUUUCCCCCCGAUCGCGGUCGCAAAGAUGCCGUGACAAAGCCCCUUACUGGAAUUAUUUAUAAAGAGUCUCUUUUUGUUCCUGUGACCAGAUCUAUGUUUCAAGAAGUGCGUUUUUUCCCCCACAGCGUUUAGCACGUCUUUCGGCCGUUUCGGGUCACUCUCCAGGUAUCUCACUAACCAGGCUGCCUUGUUGGCCACUGAGCCCUUAGGUGGAGCAGCCAGCACGCACUUCUAAUGCUCUCGAUCCGCCACAUGCAGAGGAGACACGGGCUUUCUCCUGCAAGGACUGGCAGUGGCACAAAAGAGAUCUGCCGUCCGUAUUUAUUCGCCGGGGUAAAUGCAGAGCAAUCAGGAUUUUGUGAAGUUCUGCGCCGUAUCCUGGCGUAACCUCGUAUUGUGCGGACUUUGAAGGCGAAACGGGGGAGAGGGGAAGCCAGAAAUAGCCGCUCCUGUCACGGACACUUGCAGCACAGCGCACGACUAGUAAAACUGGUAACCAGGAGGGCAUGACUAACUAGUUGUGUUGGGAGGGGAGAAAUUAUGGGAUGUAUCGCCAUGGCAACAGACCAGACGUCACAAUCUGGGCAUGUGUGUUCCAUUUUUGUCUCUUUUUUAUUUUCAGACUGGAGGAUUUGGACAGAGAAGAGGGAGAGGGGAAAGAGAAUUUUUUUGCUCCUUAAAAAAAGAGGGCAGCCAUCUUUCUUGAAAAAAAUAAAUAAAUAAAAUAAAAAGGGUCUCAGUCAGUGCUGAACGGAUUUCGUUUCGUGUAGACGUUUCCAAAGUGCGUUGGGGUUAAGUUUUGCGGUGCACUUUGCACUAUAGCUGGAGUGUGAUUUUUUUGUGAAGGUGCCGUAUGCGGUAAAGAUGCCGGGGUCGCUAAGUAAUGAAGACGAGGGUCAGGACGACAUGGAUUUCGAAGACGAAAUGCCAGACGAGGACGAGGAGGCUGAGGUGAUGCCGGUUCCCUUGGCGACCCUGGACCGGCUGUUUUCCGAAGAUGGUCCGCUUACUGAGUCUAAGAAGAAGAAAAAGCACAAGGUAAAGGAGAGCAUGACAGCCAAGGUGAAGAAGAGGAUGAAGGAGGGCGGUGCCAGCGACCCGGAGGACGCCUCGGAGCGGGAGGACGAGCUGGGGGAGCAGUCCGAGAGCGAGAACAGCAGCUAUGCCCCCGUCAAGAAGAAAAAGAAAAAACCGAAGGAGAAGAAAGAGAAGAGAGUCAAACGGAGGAAGAAAGAUGAAGAGGAGGACGAGGAUGAAGACGAUGGCGGGAUGAAGGAACCGAAGUCCUCCUGUCAGCUGAUGCAAGAAUGGGGUCUUGAGAAUGUUGAAUACACCUUCUCCGAAGAAGACUACCGGACCCUCACCAACUACAAGGCCUUCAGUCAGUUUCUCAGGCCCCUUAUUGCCAAAAAGAACCCCAAAAUCCCCAUGUCCAAGAUGAUGACAGUGCUUGGCGCCAAGUGGCGGGAGUUCAGUGCCAACAACCCCUUCAAGGGCACCUCCGCUACUGCCGUGGCUGCAGCCGUGGCCGCUGCCGUGGAAACGGUCACCGUAGCAGCCCCCAUCUCUAUCGGCAGCACUCAGCAGUCUUCUCAGGGAGGGGUCGUCCGAAAAGCCAAAACCAAAGAAGGAAAGGGUCCCGGGGUGAGGCGGAAGUGUAAGAGCUCCAAGGAAAACAAGAAGAAAGGCAAGGGCAAAAAGACGAAACCGAAACACGGGCAGAGCGGGAAGAGGAAAAAGGCAUCGUCGAGUGAAGAGGACUUCUUCGAGGAGUCUGACUUUGAUGAUGUCAGCAUCCACAGUGUCUCUGUACUCUCGGACACGUCUGUGGCACCCAAGAAGAAGGCCCGGAGGGGGCGCAAGAAGAGGAAGAGAGAGGACGGGGAUGGCUAUGAGACAGACCACCAGGACUACUGCGAGGUGUGCCAGCAGGGCGGCGAGAUCAUCCUGUGUGACACCUGUCCGCGGGCCUACCACCUGGUGUGCCUCGACCCCGAGCUGGAAAAGGCCCCGGAGGGCAAGUGGAGCUGCCCCCACUGUGAAAAGGAGGGCAUCCAAUGGGAAGCCAAAGAUGAUGAUGAGGAAGAGGAGGAUGCUGCUGGUGAGGAAGAGGAUGACCACAUGGAGUUCUGCCGGGUGUGCAAAGACGGUGGUGAGCUGCUUUGCUGUGACACCUGCCCAUCCUCCUACCACAUCCACUGCCUCAACCCCCCCCUGCCCGAGAUACCCAAUGGGGAGUGGCUCUGUCCACGCUGCAUGUGCCCUCCCCUGAAAGGAAAGGUACAACGGAUUCUUCACUGGAUGUGGGGGGACCCCCCCUUGCCUCCCGAAGCCCCACCCAGUGCUGAAGGGGAGACAGGCAUGCCGCUGUGCAAACCCCCCCUGAAGGGCCACCCCGAGAGGUUGUUGUUUGUGAAGUGGGCUGGUCUCUCCUACUGGCACUGUUCCUGGGUCAGCGAGCUGCAGUUGGAGCUGUACCACACAGUCAUGUACCGCAACUACCAACGAAAGAAUGACAUGGAGGACCCUCCACCCUACGACUAUGGCUCCGGCGAUGAGGAGCUGAACAGCGAGAAGCGCAAGAGCAAAGACCCGCAGUACGCCGUCAUGGAGGAGCGCUUCUACCGUUAUGGUAUCAAGCCUGAGUGGAUGAUUAUCCACAGGAUCGCCAACCACAGCUUUGAUAAGGAGGGGGACGUGCAUUACCUGAUCAAGUGGCGGGACCUUCCCUACGACCAGUGUACCUGGGAGGUGGAUGACUUUGACGUCCCUGAGUACGAUCGAUUCAAGCAGUCCUACUGGGACCACAGGGAGCAGAUUCUUGGGGAAGACAUCCGCCCCAUGGUGGUGAGGAAGGGGAAACGGGCCAAGGAGGAGGGGAAACGGGAACGCCCCCCUGAAACUCCAUUGGUGGAUCCGACCAUCAAAUUCGACCAGCAGCCCUUUUACAUCAAUGCCACAGGGGGCACCCUACACCCCUACCAACUGGAGGGCCUCAACUGGCUGCGAUUCUCCUGGGCACAGGGUACCGACACCAUCCUGGCUGACGAGAUGGGAUUGGGCAAGACUGUCCAGACCAUAGUUUUUCUCUACUCCCUCUACAAGGAAGGACACUCCAAGGGGCCAUUCUUGGUGAGUGCCCCCCUCUCUACAAUUAUCAACUGGGAGCGUGAGUUUGAGCUGUGGGCGCCGGACUUCUACGUUGUGACCUACACUGGCGACAAGGAAAGCCGGUCCGUCAUUCGAGAGAACGAGUUUACCUUCGAGGACAGCAACGUGAAGUCAAAUCGCAAGGUUUUUCGCAUGAAGAAGGACACGCCAAUCAAAUUCCAUGUGCUGCUAACAUCCUACGAGCUCAUCACUAUCGAUCAAGCCGUCCUAGGGUCCAUCAGCUGGGCCUGCCUGGUGGUGGACGAGGCUCACAGGCUGAAGAACAACCAGUCAAAGUUUUUCAGAAUCCUCAAUGGCUACAAGAUCUACUACAAGCUGCUCCUCACGGGGACCCCUCUGCAGAACAACCUUGAGGAGCUCUUUCAUCUGCUCAACUUCCUCACACCCGAGCGCUUCAACAACCUGGAAGGCUUCCUGGAGGAGUUUGCCGACAUCUCCAAGGAGGACCAAAUCAAGAAGCUGCACGACCUCCUGGGGCCGCAUAUGCUGCGCAGGCUGAAGGCCGAUGUCUUCAAGAACAUGCCGGCCAAGACAGAGCUGAUUGUGCGAGUGGAGCUCAGUCCCAUGCAGAAGAAGUAUUACAAGUUCAUCCUGACGCGGAAUUUUGAAGCGCUGAACUCCAAGGGUGGAGGGAACCAGGUGUCGCUGCUCAACAUCAUGAUGGACCUGAAGAAAUGCUGCAACCACCCCUACCUGUUCCCAGUGGCCGCUGUGGAAGCCCCCGUUCUGCCCAAUGGCUCCUACGAUGGGAACCUGCUGGUGAAGUCCUCAGGGAAGCUGACUCUGCUGCAGAAGAUGCUGAAGAAACUCAAAGAUGAAGGACACAGGGUUCUCAUCUUCUCCCAGAUGACCAAGAUGCUGGACUUGCUGGAGGACUUCCUGGAAUAUGAGGGCUACAAAUAUGAGCGAAUAGAUGGGGGCAUCACAGGGGGCCUGCGGCAGGAGGCCAUCGACCGCUUCAAUGCUCCUGGAGCUCAGCAGUUUUGUUUCCUGCUGUCGACCCGAGCCGGCGGACUGGGAAUCAACCUGGCCUCUGCCGACACGGUCGUCAUCUACGACUCGGACUGGAACCCGCACAACGACAUCCAGGCUUUCAGCCGAGCUCACCGGAUUGGCCAGAACAGGAAGGUGAUGAUCUACCGGUUUGUAACACGGGCCUCAGUAGAGGAGCGCAUCACGCAGGUGGCCAAGCGCAAGAUGAUGCUGACCCACCUGGUGGUGCGGCCCGGCCUGGGCUCCAAGACGGGCUCCAUGUCUAAGCAGGAGCUGGACGACAUCCUGAAGUUCGGCACUGAAGAGCUCUUCAAGGACGACGUGGAGGCUAUCGGGGACAGUAAGGAUGGAGAAGAAGGCAGCGUGAUUCACUACGAUGACAAUGCGAUUUCCAAGCUGUUGGACCGCAGCCAGGACGCCACCGAAGACACGGAAAUCCAGAACAUGAAUGAGUACCUGAGCUCCUUCAAGGUGGCCCAGUACGUGGUGCGGGAGGAGGAUGGAGAGGAGGAGGUGCAGCGGGAGAUCAUCAAGCAGGAGGAAAACGUCGACCCUGACUACUGGGAGAAGCUACUGAGGCACCAUUACGAGCAGCAGCAGGAGGACCUGGCGCGCAACCUGGGCAAAGGCAAGCGGGUUCGAAAGCAGGUCAACUACAACGACACCUCACAGGAAGACCAAGAAUGGCAGGAUGAUCUUUCAGACAACCAGUCUGAAUACUCGGUGGGGUCCGAGGACGAGGAUGAGGAUUUCGAGGAGCGCCCAGAAGGGGGGCGGCGUCAGUCUCGCAGACAGCUGAAGAGCGACCGUGACAAACCUUUGCCACCCCUGCUGGCUCGAGUUGGAGGCAACAUUGAGGUGCUGGGCUUCAAUGCCCGACAGAGAAAGGCCUUCCUGAAUGCCAUUAUGCGCUGGGGCAUGCCCCCCCAGGACGCCUUCAACUCCCAUUGGCUGGUCCGGGACCUGAGGGGCAAAAGCGAGAAGGAGUUCCGGGCCUACGUGUCCCUAUUCAUGAGGCACCUGUGUGAGCCCGGAGCCGACGGGGCGGAGACCUUCGCCGACGGCGUCCCGCGGGAGGGUCUGUCCCGACAGCACGUCCUCACCAGGAUCGGGGUCAUGUCGCUGGUCCGGAAGAAGGUGCAGGAAUUCGAGCACGUCAACGGCAAAUACAGCACGCCGGACCUGAUCCCCGAGGGGGUGGAGCUGAAGAAGCUGACGGAGAGCCUGUCCUCAGACCCCAACACGCCCGUCCCGGCCAGUCCGGCGGCCACACAGCCCGGCACCCCCGUGCCCCCAGAGAAGGCGGAGUCUCUCUCUGGACCCUCUGAAGAGAAGGAAAUGGUGGAGCAGGAUGGCAAGAAGGCGCCUGAGUCUGAAAACAAGACUCUCCCCAGUUUGGAGUCGUCCCCCAGGCCUGACAAGCCCACUGACAGUGAGGAGCCCAGAGUCAAGGCGUCUGAGGAGAGACAGCCUGAGGAGAACUCAAAAGCAGACUCACCCCCGAAGCCUGAGUCUUCUACGAAUCAGAGCCAGCCUUCCUCCAGUCACAUGGAGACCUCCUCCAAUCAGGCACAGUCAGCCUCGAAGCAGACAGAGUCGCCCUCCAAUCAAAGCAAAACAGGGGAGCCAUCCCGAGAGGCAGAGAGGCCAUCGGAGAAGGGAGACAGCGAGCCGCCCGCUGUGCGGUCCGAGGAGAAGGAAUGCAAACCAGCACCCAGGGCAGAAGCAAAGACUGAGGAUGCAGCCGAGGGCCAAGUAAACGGGGAGAAGGAGAUCCGUGAUGAGAUGGACGACGGCAGGAGGGAAGACAGGGGCUGCUACAAGAACAAGUUCAUGUUCAACAUCGCAGAUGGGGGCUUCACAGAGCUUCACACAUUGUGGCAGAAUGAGGAGCGUGCUGCCAUGACCUCGGGCAAGAUGUACGAUAUCUGGCACCGCCGGCACGACUACUGGCUGCUGGCUGGCAUUGUCACACACGGCUAUGCCCGCUGGCAGGACAUCCAGAAUGACCCUCGCUACGCCAUCCUCAACGAGCCCUUCAAGACCGAGAUGCACAAGGGCAACUACCUGGAAAUGAAGAACAAGUUCCUGGCACGUCGGUUCAAGCUUCUGGAGCAGGCGCUGGUGAUCGAGGAGCAGCUGCGGCGGGCGGCCUACCUGAACAUGACGCAGGACCCCGUGCACCCCGCCAUGGCGCUGAACACGCGCUUCGCCGAGGUCGAGUGCCUGGCCGAGUCGCACCAGCACCUGAGCAAGGAGUCGCUGGCGGGAAACAAGCCGGCCAACGCCGUGCUGCACAAAGUGCUGAACCAGCUGGAGGAGCUGUUGAGCGACAUGAAGGCGGAUGUGACGCGGCUGCCCUCCAUGCUGUCGCGCAUCCCGCCCGUCUCCGCACGCCUGCAGAUGUCGGAGAGGAGCAUCCUCAGCCGCCUCACCAGCCGCGGCAAUGAGCCGCCGCCCCAGCAGCCUUUUCCCCAGGGCUCCUUCAGCUGUGCGCAGAUGUACAGCACUGGCUUUGCCAGUGGUCUCCGUGGCCCAGGAGGGGGCGCUAUGGUCAACUACAGCCAAAUGCCCCUAGGACCCUAUGUCAGCGUGUCGACCAACGGCCCCCCUCCUCCCAGCCAGCUAGACAAGAAGCCAGGCGACAGCCUGCGGGACGUGGUGACCCCUGACCUGAAGAUGGGGAAGGCCAGUGAUGUCAUCUGCAUUGAGGACUGACCCAGCUGCUCAGGGGCCGAACGACACCAACCAGCACCGGCCUCUUUGGGGUCCUCCUCAGCGUCACUCUGCCAUGGCACAUGCUUCUUCUUCUGCUCCUUGACUUUAUUUUCCCGAUUCUGUUUUUGGGAGGCGGGGUCUGGUGGGAGGCGGGACUUGGAGGGAGGCG